UUUUGAAGGCGAGCGGAAACCAGAGGUUAGUUCCGGACCAGCGGGACGAGCAACACACCGGCCACAGUUUGUGACAAAAUGAGCUCCAUAGGCACCGGGUAUGACCUGUCGGCGUCGACCUUCUCCCCAGACGGUCGGGUGUUUCAGGUGGAGUACGCCAUGAAGGCAGUGGAGAACAGCAGCACAGCCAUCGGGAUCCGCUGCAAGGACGGUGUCGUGUUCGGGGUGGAGAAGCUUGUCCUGUCCAAGCUGUACGAGCAGGGCUCCAAUAAACGCAUCUUUAACGUCGACAGACAUGUUGGCAUGGCGGUAGCUGGUCUGUUGGCUGAUGCUCGCUCGCUUGCUGAAGUCGCCAGAGAAGAAGCCUCCAACUUCAGAUCGAACUACGGUCACGACAUUCCUCUGAAGCACCUGUCGGACAGAGUGGCCAUGUACGUGCACGCCUACACACUGUACAGCGCUGUGAGGCCGUUUGGCUGCAGCUUCAUCCUGGGCUCGUACGACAAAGAUGACGGUCCUCAGCUCUACAUGGUCGAUCCGUCUGGAAUCUCAUACGGUUACUGGGGAUGUGCCAUCGGGAAAGCAAAACAGGCGGCCAAGACAGAGAUCGAGAAACUGCAGAUGAAGGACAUGACGUGCAGAGAGCUGGUCAAAGAGGUCGCCAAAAUAAUCUACAUCGUUCACGACGAGGUCAAGGACAAAGCCUUUGAGCUGGAGCUCAGCUGGGUCGGAGAAGUCACGAAUGGACGUCACGAGCUGGUUCCCAAAGAUGUCAGAGAAGAAGCAGAGAAAUACGCUAAGGAUUCACUGGAGGAGGAAGACGACUCGGAUGAAGACAACAUGUAGACUGACUCCGUCACCCUGGCAACUCGGACACACUUUUUUUUAUAUUCUUGAACUGUCAUGUGGGCUGUUUGAUUUUUCUGGUUAAAAUAAAUAAAAGUUUACAGGCUG
Molecule: messenger RNA, 954 nt
Organism: Cololabis saira (Pacific saury)
Lineage: Eukaryota; Metazoa; Chordata; Actinopteri; Beloniformes; Belonidae
Gene: psma3
Product: proteasome 20S subunit alpha 3
Exons: 11
Coding region: 79-846 (255 amino acids)
Biological process (GO): ubiquitin-dependent protein catabolic process
Cellular component (GO): synapse; proteasome core complex; proteasome core complex, alpha-subunit complex
Source: RefSeq, a predicted model, not a curated record